Penicillium nucicola is the source of this 1458-nucleotide messenger RNA. It is a transcript of the gene bna5-1, whose product is annotated as kynureninase. Gene Ontology annotation, molecular function: pyridoxal phosphate binding; kynureninase activity. Gene Ontology annotation, cellular component: cytoplasm. The record is from RefSeq and is a predicted model, not a curated record. Gene Ontology annotation, biological process: NAD+ biosynthetic process. Lineage: Eukaryota; Fungi; Ascomycota; Eurotiomycetes; Eurotiales; Aspergillaceae. Bases 1 to 1458 code for a protein of 485 amino acids. The transcript is spliced from 4 exons.
AUGGGUUCAAGACAGCACGUCCGAGCUAUCAAAAGCGGUCCCCCGCUGCACUACACGGACGAUAUCAGAGCAUACAAGAAGGAGUACGCUGAGGCUCUUGAUGCGCAAGAUCCGCUUCGGUCUUUCCGGGAUGAGUUCAUCAUUCCAUCGAAGAAAGACUUGAAGAGAAAGACACUUGCGGCUGAUGAAGGCAAUGAAGAAGCAGAUCCAAGGUGCAUCUAUCUCUGUGGUAACUCGCUAGGAGUUCAACCCCACAGCACUCGCAAGUAUAUCGAACAGUAUCUGCGAGCUUGGGCAACCAAGGGCGUGACUGGGCACUUUGUGCCGCAUGAAGAUGAACUACUGCCUCCCUUUGUUGAUGUGGACUCUGCGGCCGCCAAACUGAUGGCUCCUGUCGUAGGUGCCUCUCAAAAUGAAGUGGCAGUGAUGGGCACCUUGACUGCCAAUUUACAUCUGUUAAUGGCAAGCUUCUAUCGUCCAACGCAAGAGAAGUUUAAGAUUAUCUUGGAGGGCAAGGCUUUCCCUAGUGACCAUUACGCAAUUGAGUCUCAAAUCCGUCAUCACAACUUGGAUCCGAAGGGGGCCAUGGUUUUGAUCGAGCCUGAAAAUCUCGAUAAACCUACACUGAGUACGGAACAGAUACUCAAGGUCAUUGAUGACAAUGCUUCUAGCACGGCCCUUGUACUUCUCUCGGCUAUUCAGUUCUACACGGGACAGUACUUUGACAUCGAACGGAUCACGGCGCACGCCCACUCAAAGGGAAUCAUGAUCGGUUGGGACUGUGCCCAUGCUGCAGGCAAUGUGGAUCUUCAACUCCAUGAUUGGAACGUGGACUUUGCAGCCUGGUGUAACUACAAGUACCUUAACAGUGGACCAGGUGGAAUAGCAGGUAUAUUUGUCCAUGAACGCCACGGCUCUGUGGACGAGAAACAGCCCGACAGUGACGAAACAUUCCGUCCUCGAUUCUCUGGCUGGUGGGGUGGAGAUAUCAAAACACGCUUCAACAUGGAAAACAAAUUCCAACCGCAACCCGGAGCGGCUGGUUUCCAGCUAUCGAAUCCAUCUGUUUUGGACAUCACCGCUGUCGUCGCAUCCCUCGAAAUCUUCAAUCGAGCAACCAUGAAAAAAAUUCGGCAAAAAUCGUUGAGCAUCACAGGCUACCUGGAGCACCUGUUACUCAAAUAUCCUCUGGAUGCGUCACCAGACGAUAAGCCGUUCACCCUCAUCACACCUUCAAACCCAGCCGAGCGAGGUGCUCAGCUCAGUCUGCGCCUCCGACCAGGCUUGUUAGAUCUUGUUCUUCAUGGCUUGGAGGAGAAUGGGGUAGUUAUUGAUGAGCGGAAGCCAGACGUGGUGAGAAUUGCCCCUGCCCCAUUGUACAACACCUACGCCGAAGUAUGGGAAUUCUGUCAGAUAUUCUUGCAGGCGUGCAAAGAUGCAGUCCAAGCUCGUGGUUAG